Messenger RNA from Choloepus didactylus (southern two-toed sloth), 7642 nucleotides. It is a transcript of the gene ZNF451, whose product is annotated as zinc finger protein 451. NCBI's taxonomy places the organism in Eukaryota, Metazoa, Chordata, Mammalia, Pilosa, Megalonychidae. Gene Ontology annotation, cellular component: nucleus. The transcript has 4 exons. The coding region runs from base 96 to 1775 and encodes 559 amino acids. Gene Ontology annotation, biological process: regulation of transcription by RNA polymerase II. Gene Ontology annotation, molecular function: sequence-specific DNA binding; DNA-binding transcription factor activity, RNA polymerase II-specific. The record is from RefSeq and is a predicted model, not a curated record.
GUGGCGGCGGCAGGGGUAGCGGCGGCGGCGGUGGCGGCGGCAGGGGCAGCAGGAGCAGCAGGGUCAGUGGUGCUGUCAGUUGGGCCGUCGGAGAAAUGGGAGACCCAGGGUCGGAGAUAAUAGAAUCUGUCUCUCCAGCUGGGCCUGAGGCAUCUGAGUCAACAACGGAUGAAAACGAAGAUGACAUUCAGUUUGUUAGUGAAGGACCAUUAAGACCUGUUCUUGAAUACAUUGAUCUGGUCAGCAGUGAUGAUGAAGAGCCUAGCACCUCUCAUAGUAAUAGAAUACCUGAGUCUAAGGUGCCAUCCUCUGAGAAUCAUCGCCCAGAAAUGUGCUCUAGCUGCAAUGCUCCUCUUCCCAGUGGAGAUAACAGCUCCUCCUUUGGGAGUUGCUCCAGCAGUCCACAAAGGAUAGUUUCUCAACCUUCCUCUGUUGAGAACACAGUGGAGAGCCAGGAAAAUAAUCAAAAUAAUUCAGAUAUUAUGAUCUCUGAGACAGAGACUUCUAGAUCAUCACAAAAUAAUCAGACUCUGCCUUCAUCUCUACUUCUGGUCCCCCAAGAAUCUUUGGCCUCUUUGGAGGUUAAGGAGGAUUUACCUAUAGAGUCUCCUUCAGCUUCACAGCAUGGACAGGAUGCCAUACUCUAUCUCCAGACACAAGUGGCUGAGAUGUCUCGAGUGAUACGUGAUCUACAGUCCAGGAGCUGUUUUAGAUUUCAUCAUUCUAGGCCAAGUGAGAACUCCUCAGUUCCUUGGGAAAUCUCUUCCUCUAAGGAAAAUUUAUCCACAGUUGAAAAAGAGGCUGACUGCAAAUCUCCCUCAGCCAGUGACAGAGAACAGCCAACUGACUACAGCCAAUCUAGUUUCACAGGUCUUUUGAAGAGAAUGGAACAAAGAGGUGUUAUAAAGAGGAUAACAUUACAACCAGAGGCAGAAUCAUGUGAAGGGAAACCUGAUUGUGUGACCUCUAAGAAACGUUUGGUUCCUCCAUUACAUCCUCUUUUGAGAAUUGCCACAACUGAGGUUUUUAAAGACCCUGCUGAUUGCCAUCCUUCUUCCUUCAUGGGACACAGGGUAUAUCCUGUUGCUAAGGGCACCUCUCCUUUCCAACCAAAUCCACCAGCUGAGGGCCCCAUUGUAGAAGCCUUAGAGCACAGCAGAAGAGGAAACACAACAUCCCCUCUAGAUUCUACCUCAAAAGAAAUGGAGGUCAUGGGUUGUAGGUUCUACCAUGCUGCUUCCAUUGCAGCCCGAGCUGCUAGCUAUGUGGCCUAUAUGACUCAGUAUCAACGUAAACUCUGGGAAGACAUGGAAGAUCUGGUUCAUGACCCAGAGUUUGACAGUGGAAAAGCAAGAUGUAUAAUUUCUGAAGGCAUGGACGCAGGCCUGUGGCAGCUUUGUACUACUAGGGAUAUAAUGGACUCUGUAGUUAGAGUUAUGGCCAUGGCAGUAGACUACAGACGGCAAGCCUGGCUCCGACUUACAUCUCUAACUAAGAAAACACAGGAGAAGAUCUCACACUUGCCCUUUGAUGGUACUUCCCUCUUUGGUCAAGAUGUGAAUGCUGUUGUUGCGGAAGAAAACAGUAUAAAAGAAAAUGACUGUAAAGACCACAACAGAUACUCUAACCAGCAUCGAUACUUUUAUAGUCAUGACCAGAAAACACAUUAUCACAACAGGGGAUAUUCCAAAGGGGAUUGGUACAAACCCCGAAAGCAUCCUUAUAGAUAUAGGAAAAAGGGGGAGUCCCCAGAACACCAUGGGUACAAGAAUUAAUUAACUGUUGAUGUUCAGCAGAAUAGCCAUCCAAGAUCCUAACUAUUUUACUUGCUCCUCCCCACUCAAACAAUUCUACAGGUGGGAGGUUAUCUAAAAAAUUGAAUGAAUAUCAGGAAUCACCACUGCUGACAUUUGAAUUCUAGACUUUUGGAAUAAAGUGUUUAAUAAAGAGACUCAGGCUUUGUUGGCCAACUGAUCAGUGGAGACUUUUGUCUGAGAAGGGUUGAACGAAGCGGGUUGUCUGUUAAUUCUUGUCCAGAAUAAGUCCGGAAGAGGACACUCAGAAAUCUGGAUCCCCUUGUGAUUAAAGAACAAUACAUAGAUUUGUUCCUCAGGAAAAUCUUACUGGUAAACUGAGGACUAGCAGAUUUAAGAUUUAGAAAUGACCUACUACCACUACCAGAUCUCUCCUUACUGAGAGCAGAGGCAAAUCCUUCAUUUUUAAGUCCCCAGUACCUCCUUGUUCUGACUUCAGCUUAAUAGUUUUGACAAAAUGGCAAAUCUUUUACAGUCUCUAUGUUAGGAUAGUCAGCUUGCUAAGAGUCCGUUCUACUCUCGAGCUCUAUGAGACUUCAGAAUCUUGUUGGACAAGAACUGGAAUACAGAUCAAGUUUUGCCAUAUCCAGCUUGAUUCCAGUAUGACGGCUGGAUGUCACUGAUCUACUGUGGACAUCAGCUGGGAAAAAACCUUCCUUUCUGUAACAUCGCUGCAGAAAUUUUCACAGUAACCAUACCCAUCAAUACCUUGGUGGUCACCAUACCAUUAUACUCAUAAAGCUGCGUGUGAGAGAAAUCAUUGUUGUCAUCAGUCCUAAUGGUCUUUGACCCAUCAAGCUUUCACAUAUCAGCAAGCUUGUGAGACCCUCUCGUGGUGGUCUCCCAAUGUAACAUGGGCCUUUCACCAAGCUGGCCUUCCUAAACAAACUUGUCUUCUAAACAGUUAACUCUGAGCUUGGUAAUUUACCACAAUCUAAAUUUAAAAGAUACAUACAUGAGUGCACUGGAAAUAAAGCAAGUUGUUCACACCAUCCAGGCAUGCAAAGCUGAACUCUUAAAGAGAAGAAUUCCAAACAUGCCUGACCAUCUGGUUCCCUUAUUUUAAUAAAGAGAGAUGCUAUCAGUAUAGAUACUGUUGAGAAAUCCAUAAGGUCUAGAGCAUAACUGAAUAAUGUAAUUAAGAGAACAAACCACACAGUUCUGUUUUUGGAUAUCUAUUCAAAUGAUGGCAUCCAUUAAUGAUUUCUUGUAAGGCUGAGCUCUAGACUUCAGUGACGUGUUCUUGGUUAAUUGGCCCCUUAAUCUAGUCACACUUUUACCAUGAGAGAUGACUUGUCUUUUUGAUCCCUGUUGGUCCCAAUAAUCGUUCUCUAACAUACUGGAACUGGCAGCAGAUACCUCAGUAAUAGGCUCCACAGUAUCUUCUUUUUAAUCUCAAGGCAGUGGCUAUAAUGGUAUACAGCCCUUACAUCCUUUUCUUCGCAGCAUGACUUCAGGAAUGGAGAGAGUGUCAAGUUUGAGGGCUCUGACUACGUCACCUAAUAUUGUUUGCUUGGCAGCCAAAAAAAAUUUUUUUGACGUAAUUUUGUAACUUCUUGGUUUGUCAGGCAUUUACAUUUCUUUCAUAUGCUUGAUCAAGAUAUUUUGGGUUAUAGUACUGGUUCAUGUGGUUUUAGUUUCUUCUUGCCAUAGUUCUCGCAGAGCAGUGAAAGGCAUCUUCCUGGUACCCUGCUUUUUAAUAGUUUUAUUGGCAGCUAAUUCUCCCUCCUCAUGAUAACCAUGUUUAGCACCCUUUUAAUGAACUUUUCUUAUUUGUGCUAUAGACGUUGAAAACUCAAAUUUCUCUGCUUGGAAGAGGUUAUUUUGUCAGAUAAUUUCAGGGUACUGUUUUAAUAAGUUCUAUCCUAUUUGUGGAUUAAGCCUGAGCUACAGUCUUGUUGGCGGAUAUCAUCUUGUGAACUUAACCAAGUUAUACCUAGAGUGAACAGUUCUUAUUUUUCUAUAUUUUCCACAAAGUUUUACUUUUGCUGCUUUAGGUCCAUAACCAAUGCCUUUGAAACUGCCUUUCAAAUUGAACACUAGAAGAGCAUUUGAUUCACUACCUGAAGAGAAUCACACAUGGAUUUUUGUAGCUCAUGGUUUGUAAUACACCAAUCAAAGUCUCAUGUGCCUUUGAUGUUGGCACUAUAGUUUCUUCUAUGGAAGAACUAGCCACUAGGGAACUCAGUGGAGAGAGAGACCUUGGGACCAUUCUGUGUAGCUGCAUAUAGGUGUUUCCAACUAGCUAAGGUUAUUUUAACUGUAUCAACUUUUCCAUUUCUCCCCUUUCCCUUCCUGAUUAGAUGGAUCACAAACUUGACAAUUUGAGAUAUCCUUAUUUUCUAAAAACCAAAUCAAAAUAAAUGAUUCUUGAAGAUGUGAAUCUCUGAAACUGCUUUGGCACUAAUACUUCCCGUGCUCCUUUAUUAAAUAUUUAUCAGACAUACACUCUAAUCUUUUCCUCUUGUGAUAUUUAUGUUUAGUAAAAAAAAAAAAAAAAAUUGCAUAAUAAAGUAAAUAAUAAAUAACAUCACUUUACCAUUUUGUAAUUGAUAUACCCAGGCAUCUCCAGAGAAUUCAGUUUUCCUGAAAGUAAAGGUAUUGGGAAAUCACUAAAUUGGUGAUCAAGUAGGUAAUUUCUGAAGGGAUUUGGCAGUUGAGUAGGGAUGGAGAUGACUAUAUUAGAAUGAGAAUAGAUUUUAGAUACAGAUUAAAAUAAUUUUUCGACUGCAUUCGAAACAAUAUCCUAACCUGUUUGUUUUCAUUUUUAAAUCUUUCUCUGGCAUACUUGAAUGAUGAUGGUGUUAUAAAAUUAAAAACAGGGACCUGGUCUAGGGACAGAACCCCAAUAGACCAGGGUAUGGAACUCCUAAUUAGAUAGUAAGUAUUCAUAUUGUGCCUGCCAUUUGCAGAGUCUACGACAAAAUUCUCCAUUAGGCCAACCUCUGAUAUUCACAUAUGUUAGAUUCUAUAGGGGACCUUAGAAUAGUUGGAAGUUUAAUGACUUGGUAUUCUCAAAAGGAAUGCAUCUUGUGAUCCUUUUCCUUCCUUGUUAUUUCUUAACUGGACAAAAAUGUAUAUGGAGAUAAUUUGAUGUCUUACUGUGUACUGAGAAAUACUGUUUUUGUUAAUUGUUACAUGAAGUGCCUUUUAAAAUUUCACACUUUUGUUUAAAACUUAACAUUUUGAUGUCCUGCAUAUGUUACUGGUGGUAUUUAUGUGAAUUCUGUACAAUAUCGUAAAUCUUUUGUAUCUUAUUAUCUUCAUCUGUACAGUUGUACUAUCUAAAUGUACUCUCCUUCUGAAUGUUAAUUUGUUUUCCUUAUAGCACUGUUGAACCAUUUCAGAAGGUUGCAGAGUAUCCCUCCCUUAUUUAAUUAACUUCACAGUUUUUAGUUAUUAGUGAUUGGCCCAGUUUUCUGGGCAUUUCAGCAGCUUUGUUUUUUAUCCAUAUGUUUUAGGUUUUCUGAUUGUCAUUUGUCUCAUAUCUAACCUUGUUCUUAGCCGUGGUAACACAACUUAAAUUUAAUAAGUGGAUGUGAUUACUUGAUAAUAAGAAGCAAGGAUAGUAGAGAAAAGCAAUGAAUUUGCUGACACAAUCAGUUUUUAGACUGUGUGGCUUCCUUGUCAGUAAAAUUGCAUUAAAAAAAUUUUUUUUAACUAUGUGGCAGCUUUUUUAUCAGUAUAAUUCCAUUUAUUUCUUUGCUCUCAAAAUGACAUUUGAGGAGAGCAUGAACUCUUUCAGGCUACUUGGAUGCUAUUUAGUACACUACAUUUGUACUACUCUAAUAAUUUAUUGAAUGAUAUCUUAGUGACCUGAUUGAUAAUGUCCUUUUUAAGGGCUUGAUACAUCCAGGAUAACCUCUCAGGUACUGUAAACAAGGAGGUUGGAAUAUACACUCCAGAAUCCCAUUUAGCUGUAAAAUUGGAUACUAGUUUGGAUGAACAAAUAAGAAUGAGUUAAAUCACGCAUUAAUAACUCUUGAGGAUAUCUUGACUUUAGGAUUCUUAUGGUUUGAAAUUACGGAUUAGAUCUUUGUAGAAAUAGUUUAAAGAUUGCAAUAACUGAAAACGUAAUUUUUUUUAAACGUAAGGUAUAUUUUGGCCCAGACUUGCACUAUUUAGGUUCCUUUGGCUUUUGAAAUUUACCAGUCUUUACUUAAGAUAGCGGCUCAUCCAAUAAUUGUCACAUCUGUAUACAUCUUAUGCAUGCCACUUGGUUGGCCAGAUCCAUUCCAUGUGGUUUUUUUCAUUAGUGGAUACACAAAUCAAUCUUAGUUCUUCAUUUUUCACUUAAAAUACACAGAUGGAAGUUAUCAGUAAACUGGUGAUGAUCACUAUAUUGAAUGCAAAUCUUUUAGUUAUUUUUCCAGAUAGACUGGAUUUUGUACACUGUUAAAAUAUUCGUUUAUGGAAUUUUCCUUCCUACAUAAAUGAUGAGAAUAUUUCUUUAUCAAAUCUUUUUUUCUGUUAUUAAUUAAUGGGGAUGAUAUUUUUGUACUUUUUAUGUUUGCUUGACUUUAUGUAAUGAAAACUUUUUUAUAGUAGUGUUUGGUACUAUUAAGAUAUCUUAUUAUUGGAAAUUAUGUUUGGGUCCUGUAGGAUAUGUCUGGAGGUGUUCACAGUCCAGCCAUGUCCUUUUGAUGUUUUUAGCAUAUCAGUUAUUUUACUCUUUGUAUUUUGAUCUUUUCUUCGCCUAUAAAGCACCUCUUUCUAGAACUAUGUCUAAUCUUCCCUUAACCUGUUUGAUGUAGGUUGUAUUUUUUAUUCUAUCAGUAAAUACUAGCCAGGAUUUUGAUGUGACUUUGAAUUUGUAUAUUUAAAUACCAUGUCUUCAGCAUUAUUGUAAAAUAUUUUUCUAGUUGUCCCUCAGAAUGUCCUCUUUCAGAUCUCUCAAACUAUAUACCUUGGCUGUUGAACUUUCAUCAAUUUUUAAACUAAACAAGAAUGCUUUCUUGUUUAAUAAUAGUAUUGUAUUCUCAUUUCUAUAUAUUCUUCACACAAAUGUAUUAUUACAUAGUGUAUGGUCAAAUGCAUCUUUUCUUAGGAAAAUUUUAAGCCCAUCACCACAGACUUGUCUAUAGUAUAGCUCUGAAAAAGUUAUUUUAAAGUUAACCAUUUUUCUCUAGUUCUUGAGGGUUACUGGUUUUAUUGGGGUUAACUAUUUCAAAUGGUCUCUUGGAUUAUCUAAUGCCUUUUCAAGAGUUCAGCAAGAGUUCUCAGGUUGUCUGUACUUUCUUAUACCCUUUGGAGAUCUCUUACAUUGUAUUGAGUUUUCUAAUAUUCCUGAGUAUAUUCCUUGGUAGAAUUGAAAGUAAAUGCUUUAUAUUUGGUGAUAUUUUUUGAAAAUUCUACUUUGAUCUUAAAUGCUUCAAGUAUUACUAUCUUAUGAGUUCUGUUAGUAGUUGUCCUUUUAUAAGGCUGUCAUAUGCUUUCUGUUUAAUUACUCAUAAGAGUGGCUCUUUGAUAGCAUUCAGUUUUAGGAGCUGCAUCUACUUAACUCCCACUUUUAUCUGUGACGGCUGUGUUUCACAUGACCUUGAUUUAUAAUAUAGUAUUGUGUUAAAUAGCUGUUAAAUCUGUGAUGCCUUUAUACCUCUUUUAAUUUUGAUAUGGAUGAUGGAUUAAAACAUUUCCCCAAGUCACUAAACAUAAUUUCAGGUUUUCAAUUCCAUUUUAACAUUUUACAAGAAGAUUCUUGCUGUUAGAUGUGUAGCCCACUCCUUUCUACUUUGGGUAGAAUAUAAUUAUAAUAUGUAAAUAGUCUCAUUUAGAGUCUUACCACAGAGUUGGCUUUGUGUAUUGGUCUUUGUUUAAUGGCUUUUAAU